Molecule: messenger RNA, 1350 nt
Organism: Perkinsus marinus ATCC 50983
Lineage: Eukaryota; Perkinsozoa; Perkinsida; Perkinsidae
Product: glutamate dehydrogenase, putative
Exons: 2
Coding region: 1-1350 (449 amino acids)
Biological process (GO): L-glutamate catabolic process
Cellular component (GO): mitochondrion
Molecular function (GO): L-glutamate dehydrogenase (NAD+) activity
Source: RefSeq, a predicted model, not a curated record
AUGGAUUCUCAGAACUUGAACACCAGUGGUCGUGAUGCUUUCAAUAGCUAUGUUGAUGCUCUCCUCGAUUGCAUCCUGGCAAAGGAGACCGGCCUCUAUUCUAACCUCUCCAAGCCUGAGAUGCUCUUCUUCGGUCCCGAUGAGAAUACUGCUGGAUUCAUGAAGUUGGGUGCUUUGAGAGCCAAGGCUCGUGGUUACAAAUACUGGAAGUCUUUGACUACCGGUAAGUCCGCUGUCCUUGGUGGCAUCCCCCAUGACAAGUACGCCAUGACAACAAACUCCAUCCAUCCUUACGUUACCGAGCUUCUGAACAAGUUGGGUGUUGAGGAGUCUAAGCUCACCAAGGUCAUGUCCGGUGGCCCCGAUGGUGAUCUUGGUUCUAACGAGAUCCUCGUCUCUAAGGAUAAGACCAUUGCUAUCUGUGAUGGUACUGGUGUUGCUUAUGAUCCUCAAGGAUUGAACAGAGAGGAGCUCACUCGUCUUGCUCAUCUCAGAGUUGGUGUUGCUAACUUCUCUCGUGAUAAGUUGUCAAGUGAUCCGAAGGCAUUCUUGGUCACUAUUGACGAUAAGGAUGUAACUCUUCCGAAUGGUGAUCAUUUCAAGUCCGGUGUUGAGGUCCGGAAUCACUUCCCUGAGAUGGAGUACUUCUCCGCUGAUCUCUUCAUUCCUUGUGGUGGUCGCCCUGGUACUAUUAACAUUGAGGGUGCCAACUUAUUCUUGACUGAUGAUGCUCGUCGAUAUCUUGAGGAUGCUGGUGUGCAGCUAUUCAAGGAUGCUUCCACCAACAAGGGUGGUGUUACUUCCAGCAGUAUGGAAGUGUUCGCCGCUCUUUGCAUGGACACGGCUGAUCAUGACAAGUUCCUGUGUUCUCGUGAUGAGACCAGUGCUCCUCCUGAGUUCUACGAACAAUACGUUCAGGAGAUUCUUGCCGCUGUCCGUCAUAACGCCAAGAUGGAGUUCAAUGGCAUCUGGAAGACUAACCAUGAGGUGAAGUAUCCUGAUGGAUCGAGGUAUAUUCGUAAGACUGAUGCAACCAUCUUAUUGUCGAAGAAGAUCAACGACAUGCAGUCUUAUAUCCUUGGCGUCCUCGAGGAACAUGAUCCUGAGAAUGAUUGGAUGGUUCGUGCUGUUCUCAGACGUUGUGUGCCCAGGUUGCUUCUUGUUCAUUGUGGUUUGGAUAAGAUUGUCGAGAACACUCCCGAGGCUUAUCUCAAUGCUAUGGUUGCCACUUGGAUUGCUGACGAGUUCGUCUACUCUAAUGGUCUACAGACUAGCGAGUUCGGCUUCUUCCAGUUCAUGCGCUCGCUCGAGGAAAAGUCCGAGGGUGAGGUUACCCCUUCUACUAUGUGA